CUUUCUUUUUCUCCUGCGAUUUGAGAAGGUUAAGGACUACCCAAUCUAAAUCCAAGGGAGGGGUCGCAAACAAGGUGUUAACAAAAGAGGGCAGAUCUCGUUUUAUCUUUCUUUGCUUUCAGGCGAUUGACGGUCGACUUGGAUAAUCAUCGUGUCAAGGUUGUCUCAGAACGAGUCGUGAGAAAGUAUGACGACGGCUGCUAGACCGACAUGGGCACCUGCUAAAGGUGGUAACGAACAAGGUGGAACACGUAUAUUUGGUCCUUCUCAGAAGUAUUCCUCGAGGGAUAUUGCUUCUCACACAACUCUCAAGCCCAGAAAGGAUGGUCAGGACACCCAGGAUGAACUAGAAAGGAGAGACCUGAAAGAGGAGUUGGUGGAGCGUGAGCGGAGACACUUCUCAUCUAAAGACAAGGGUUAUAGUGAGGAUAGAGACCGAAGAAAAAGUGGUCAUCACCUACUGGAAGGAUCAAGGAGAGAAAUUGAGGACCGCAUUGUUCCACGCACUGCAGAUGCUGAUGAUGCUGAUUUAGACAUCAAAAGUGAUGAUGAAAGUGAUGAGGACGAUGAUGAUGAUGAUGAUGAAGAUGAUACAGAGGCACUUUUAGCAGAGCUUGAACAAAUCAAGAAGGAACGAGCCGAGGAAAAACUACGCAAAGAACGUGAAGAGCAAGAAGAGGAGCUUAAACUGAAAGAGGCUGAGUUGAUAAGAGGGAACCCUUUGCUUAAUAAUCCAACUUCCACUUCCUUCAAUGUUAAACGAAGGUGGGAUGAUGAUGUGGUGUUCAAGAACCAGGCUCGUGGAGAGACCAAGGCUCCAAAGCGCUUCAUCAAUGACACCAUUCGUAGCGACUUCCAUCGCAAAUUUCUUCACAAAUACAUGAAGUAAUAAUCCAUCCGGUUGCUAAUAUUCUUAAGAAUUUCUGCUUCCAGUUUGUUUGUUAUGUUUGUAUAAUGCUUGAUAGUGUUGAAGUUGCUAAUAUGGGAAGGAUGAUUCUAGUUGGAAUAGUUAUUAUUAAUGUACAUUUGCCCCUUGUGUUUCUUCAA
Lactuca sativa (garden lettuce) is the source of this 1047-nucleotide messenger RNA. RefSeq lists its product as uncharacterized. Gene Ontology annotation, biological process: mRNA cis splicing, via spliceosome. Gene Ontology annotation, cellular component: catalytic step 2 spliceosome. Gene Ontology annotation, molecular function: RNA binding. Lineage: Eukaryota; Viridiplantae; Streptophyta; Magnoliopsida; Asterales; Asteraceae. The record is from RefSeq and is a predicted model, not a curated record.